AUGAACAAAUUCAUAAUACUAUUAUCAUUACUAUAUUCAUUAGUAUUCAUACAGGCAAUAGAUUUAAAAGUGAAAAUCCAAAAUUUUCCCACAGAAAUAGAUCAAUUAUCACAAAUUUUUAAAUCCAAAAUCCCAAAUUUAGGUAAUUCAAAUAGAAUAAAAGCUCAAUUAUAUAAAUUACCUAAAAAUACAAAUAAAUUUAAAAAUAUAAAUUUCCACCCAAUUGAUCAACCAGUAAUAGAUAAAAAUUAUCAAUUUAAUUUAAAAAAUUUACAAAAUGAUGAAAAUUAUCAAUUAAUUAUAGAUUCAUAUGAUUUUGAAUUUGAGAUAAAUAGAUUUAAAUUAAAUGUUUCAAAUGAUGAAGUACAAGUAUAUGAAGAUAAAUUAGGUUCAUUAACCCCAAAUAAAACUUCACUAGUAUCAGUUAAUGAACCAUUAAUUAUAUCAAUUAAAUCAUCAAUAAAUUAUUACGAAAAUUCAAAUAAUGCAAUUGUGGACAUGAUAAUGAAUAGUCCAUUUGGUUUCAUUUUCAGAAAUAAGACAUAUACUAUAAUUUUUAUAUUUUGUUUAUGUUUAAUGUUAGCUCCUUAUAUUGCAGAAUGGAUAAGUCCUGAAUUUGCAGCUCAAUUUAAAGAUGUACCUAUUCAAGAUGCUUUUAAGACUUUGGAACAACGUCAAGAUGCAAAAAAACUGAAAGAAGUUAAUAAAAGUGGUGAUGAUAUUGAUAGGUUUUUAAGUGGUGGUGGUGUUGAGUCUGUUGUUGAUGAAAAAAAUGUUGUUGUUACUGGUAGAAAAACUGGAAAUAAAUCUGGUGUUAGAAAGAGAUAA
This is a messenger RNA of Lodderomyces jiufengensis, 828 nucleotides long. RefSeq lists its product as uncharacterized. Lineage: Eukaryota; Fungi; Ascomycota; Pichiomycetes; Serinales; Debaryomycetaceae. Bases 1 to 828 code for a protein of 275 amino acids. The record is from RefSeq and is a predicted model, not a curated record. The transcript has a single exon.